UGGUAUAUGUGUAUAUGAACAAUACUUUUCUCUUCACGACCAUUCCUUCUUGUCUAAAUAAUACCCCAAAAAUUCACUCUGUACAGUUAUCUCAUAAAAUCAAUGAUUGCCACCACCAAAACUUCAAUCCAGGCAGCCAUAGAAACAAACUAUGACAGAGCGCAAGAGCUAAAGGCUUUUGAUGACACCAAAACUGGUGUCAAAGGACUUGUUGAUGCUGGGAUUGCCAGAGUCCCAAAAAUUUUCAUUCAACCACCAGACAAUCUCAACAAAACCACCAAUCCAAGCAAUACCCAGUUCAAUUUUCCAAUCAUAGACCUUACUGUCAUCGACAAAGAUCCGAUCCGGCGGAGGCAGGUCAUCGAUGAAAUCCGCGAGGCUGCGGAGAAUUGGGGGUUCUUCCAGGUGGUGAACCAUGGUGUUCCAGAGAGUGUGUUGGAGGAGAUGAAGAAAGGUGUUCAUAGGUUUUAUGAGCGGGACAGUGAGGUGAGAAAAGAGUGGUAUACUAGAGAUGUGAAGAAAGCUGUGGUGUAUAAUAGUAAUUUUGAUUUGUUUAGUGCACCAGCUGCUAAUUGGAGGGACACUUUCAAUUGUAGUAUGGCUCCUAAACCCCCAAAUCCAGAGGAAUUGCCCCCUCCUUGCAGAGAUAUUCUAAUGGAGUACUCAAAACAAGUCAUCAAGUUAGGGUGUUGUUUGUUGGAGUUACUCUCAGAGGCGCUUGGGCUGAGUCCAAACCACCUCAAAGACAUUGGUUGCGCCGAGGGGCUCGCCGUGCUGUGCCACUACUACCCAGCAUGCCCUCAGCCGGAGCUCACUGUCGGCACCACCAAACACUCUGACGACGACUUCCUCACUGUGCUGCUGCAGGAUCACAUUGGAGGCCUCCAAGUUCUACACCAAAAUCACUGGGUUGAUUGCCCUCCUACCCCAGGAGCUCUUGUGGUCAAUAUUGGAGAUCUCCUACAGACAUCGAGUGGUUUGACUCUGAUUUGUCUUGGCUAUCUUGUGCUUCUUCUAUUUGAUCUGCCUUGACCGACUCUUUUGGUAUUUCUUCUCCGAUCUGUUGCUGGGCUGACACCAAGUCUUUGGGCCCUCAUAAGACCUCUACAUUACGUUUCUCUUCAUACUUCUAUUUUGGAUCGUUUCUAAAUCAUGAUUUCUUACGUCCCCCACAAUUAUUUAUUUUUUUGAUCUUUUUAUUUAUUUAUAAUUUAUUGUGCAACUAAAAAAUAUAAAAUUAAAAUUAUAGACCAUAAUUCUUCAAUCCAAAGCUAGCCCGAUAAAUAAACGGGUCAAAAUCUCAAAUUGGCUCUGUGAUAUGAACCAAUAUAUUUAGCCAAAAAGUUAGAAAAAGCUUGGCCAAGCUAGAUCGGCCUCCGAGCUAGUAGUCAUCCUUAAUUGUGAUAAAGUAAUUUAGAGACAGAAGAUCUCAUGUCCAUUAAAACUUUUGUAACAAUUACAUUUUCUUCUUUCUUUCACUGUACAAUUCAUUUGAGUGGAUUUUAAGUUCCUCAUACAAAUGCCUAGGCAUUAUAGAAUUUGAAAAAAGUUGAUCUCAAGUUGUUUUGUAGUUGAAAUUCAGUUAAAACAUUUGCAUUGUUGAUUAUGCA
Messenger RNA from Camellia sinensis, 1610 nucleotides. The record is from RefSeq and is a predicted model, not a curated record. NCBI's taxonomy places the organism in Eukaryota, Viridiplantae, Streptophyta, Magnoliopsida, Ericales, Theaceae.